This is a messenger RNA of Orcinus orca (killer whale), 2564 nucleotides long. RefSeq names its product peroxiredoxin like 2C (gene PRXL2C). The record is from RefSeq and is a predicted model, not a curated record. The transcript has 6 exons. NCBI's taxonomy places the organism in Eukaryota, Metazoa, Chordata, Mammalia, Artiodactyla, Delphinidae. Bases 105 to 809 code for a protein of 234 amino acids.
GCGCCCCGCCCCGCCAGUACGGCCCGCUCCUUACGCCCAGCUUGGGUAAGGACCCGGCCCACCAAAGAUUCUGACCCCCACCCUCGCGAACCAAGGGUCCGCGGAUGCAGGGCGCGAUGGCCGCCCCAUCCGUGGCCCCGGUCACGCGGCAGAUCAGCGGCCGCGCCGCCCCAGCCGCAGUCCCAGACCCGAGCGGCCCCGAGAGCGGGCAGUCCCUGGCCGCCGCUGUGGCCGACCUGCCGGUGCUGGACGCCUCCGGGAGGCGGGUGCUGUUCGGCGCGCUGUUCCGGGAGCGCCGGGCUGUAGUGGUCUUCGUGCGGCAUUUCCUGUGUUACAUCUGCAAGGAAUAUGUAGAAGAUCUGGCCAAAAUCCCCAAGAGUUUCUUACAAGAAGCAAAUGUCACUCUUAUAGUGAUUGGACAGUCAUCCUACCAUCAUAUUGAGCCUUUCUGUAAACUGACUGGGUAUUCUCAUGAAAUCUAUGUUGAUCCUGAGAGAGAAAUUUAUAAAAGAUUGGGAAUGAAAAGAGGUGAAGAAAUUGCCUCCUCAGGACAGAGCCCCCAUAUAAAAUCAAAUAUACUCUCAGGAAGCAUUCGGAGCCUGUGGCGGGCAGUGACUGGCCCUCUUUUUGAUUUUCAAGGAGAUCCAGCUCAGCAAGGUGGAACACUCAUUUUAGGUCCAGGUAACAACAUCCAUUUUAUACACUGUGAUAGGAAUAGGUUGGAUCACAAGCCCAUCAACUCUGUUUUACAGCUUGUAGGAGUUCAGCACGUGGACUUUACAAGCAGACCUUCAGUUAUCCAUGUGUGACAUUACAGACUCUGUCGCUUUCAAAUGGACCUUGGGAUAUGACCUGAAUUGUGGGAAUGUAGUAUACUUGUGCAGUGCCUAACUUGUUGGCUCUUCCCAGCCUUUGAGGAGUUAUGAAACCAUAAAGAGACCAUGUACCACCAGUUGAAUAGCAUGCUGAGAGGCAUUAGUUGUCAAAAAUGUGAUAUAUAUUUAUAAUUUUAUAGCUUUUGAAGUUUUAUUUUCUAUAAAAAUUUUUGUAAAAAAAUUAUUUUAUUUUUGUAAAAUAAAACUUUAAAAGCUAUAAAAUUAUAAAUACCAUUCUUUAUUUUACAUUAUGAUAUAUCCAUUCAAUGAAGGUUUUUUUGGCCAUUAAAAUCAUAAAUUCUUUUUUUUUUUUUUGCGGUACGCGGGCCUCUCACUGUCAUGGCCUCUCCUGUUGCGGAGCACAGGCCCCGGACGCACAGGCUCAGCGGCCAUGGCUCACGGGCCCAGCCGCUCCGCAGCAUGUGGGAUCUUCCCGGACGGGGGCAUGAACCCAUGUCGCCUGCACCGGCAGGCGGACUCUCAACCACUGCGCCACCAGGGAAGCCCUAAAAUCAUAAAUUCUUAUAAAGAACAUAUAAGGAGAAAGGGAAGCAACCCAAGACCAUUUUAUCCAUUGAGAAAAGCAGGAUCUCAAAUUCUGUAAACAGUAUAAUCACAUUUUUGUAUGUAUAUGUUUAUAUUUUUGUAUGCUUAGAAAGAAAGACAGGAAGUAAACACACCAGAGUAUCACCAGUUAAGUGUCUCUAGGUGGUAGGAUUACAAGUGUUUUUAUUUUCUUUUCCAUACAUUUUUAUAUUUCCCAACUAUUCUAUAAUGAACAUGAUUCAUUUUUUUGGCAAGGAAAAGGUCUUUAAAGUUAUACGAAGAAUAUAUCCCUACGUAGCAAGUUCCACAAAGGUACAAUUAUAUAGGCUGCAGUCCACAAGUUUCUAUCCUGAUUGCUUUACUCAGAGGAAAUACAGCAGAUCGAACCUUCACAGAGCCUGUGUUCACAGCAUCUUGACCACACACCCACCGUCCAUUUCACUAGGAUUUUGUUUGGGGCAACAGGGGCGGGGGUUGCUGGUAAAAUGAGAAAAAUAUGUUUUAGAUAUUUAAGAUACGUAUAAUCAGUAUGCUUUCUGAAAGGAAAUUUUAAGAAUUGUUUAAACUAAAAACCAAAAAAACUGUAAUUUAAAUGUACACUGUGGUUUGGUUGUAUAUUCCUGGACAGUUUCUAUUUCUCACCUCCAAGUUUCUUUUAUUUAGUAGACUAUUGUCAUCUUUUAUUUUUCUGGAAUCAUAAUAUGUUUUGUUGGAAGAGUCCCAGGAAUUCUGGUGAAAAGUACAGCAAGGGCUUCCCUGGUGGCACAGUGGUUGAGGGUCCGCCUGCCGAUGCAGGGGACACGGGUUCGUGCCCCGGUCCGGGAGGAUCCCACGUGCCGCAGAGCGGCUGGGCCCAUGAGCCAUGGCCUCUAAGCCUGCACGUCCGGAGCCUGUGCUCCACAACGGGAGAGGCCACAGCAGUGAGAGGCCUGCGUACCGCAAAAAAAAAAAAAAAUACAGCAAAAUUAAAGUAUUUGUAAUUAUUAGCAAGUAUAAUACUGCUUUGAACUUAUACAAGCAUAUGGAGUCAUACACAAAAUAUAAAUUUAAAGUGUCCAAAAAUUUGAAUCUAUUUUCAUGUGUAUAUAAAUGGAAAAUCAUGUUUUUAAUCAAUAAAAAUGAGUUAUCUUAUAAAAGUUAAAA